This is a messenger RNA of Gekko japonicus, 1924 nucleotides long. RefSeq names its product potassium channel tetramerization domain containing 10 (gene KCTD10). The record is from RefSeq and is a predicted model, not a curated record. Gene Ontology annotation, molecular function: protein binding; ubiquitin-protein transferase activity. Gene Ontology annotation, cellular component: Cul3-RING ubiquitin ligase complex. Bases 77 to 1021 code for a protein of 314 amino acids. The transcript is spliced from 7 exons. NCBI's taxonomy places the organism in Eukaryota, Metazoa, Chordata, Lepidosauria, Squamata, Gekkonidae. Gene Ontology annotation, biological process: protein ubiquitination; proteasome-mediated ubiquitin-dependent protein catabolic process; negative regulation of Rho protein signal transduction.
CCUUGGCCCCCCCUCCCUGGCGCUUCCUAGUCGGUCGGAACCUUCGCGGAGGGGGGAGGCCUCGCGCGGGCUUUUCAUGGAAGAGAUGUCCGGAGAAACCGUGGUGAGCACAGCAGUGCCGGCAGCCGCCACCCGCACCACCUCCUUCAAAGGCGCCAGUCCGAGCUCCAAGUAUGUGAAGCUGAACAUUGGCGGGGCCCUCUACUACACCACCAUGCAGACCCUGACCAAGCAGGACACCAUGCUGAAGGCCAUGUUCAGCGGCCGGAUGGAGGUUCUCACGGACAGCGAAGGCUGGAUUUUGAUAGACCGCUGCGGCAAGCAUUUCGGAACCAUCUUGAACUACCUGCGCGACGGUGCCGUGCCACUCCCGGAGAGCCGGCGGGAGAUCGAAGAGCUGUUGGCGGAGGCAAAGUAUUACCUGGUGCAGGGCCUGGUGGACGAGUGCCAGGCCGCCCUACAGCAGAACAAAGACGUCUACGAGCCCUUCUGCAAAGUGCCCAUCAUCACGUCCUCCAAAGAAGAGCAGAAACUGAUUGCGACGUCCAUCAAGCCGGCGGUCAAGUUGCUGUACAACCGAAGCAACAACAAGUAUUCCUACACCAGCAAUUCCGACGACAACAUGCUGAAAAACAUUGAGCUCUUUGACAAGCUGUCGCUGCGGUUCAACGGGCGGGUCCUCUUCAUCAAGGACGUCAUCGGGGACGAGAUCUGCUGCUGGUCUUUCUACGGGCAGGGGCGCAAGAUCGCGGAAGUCUGCUGCACCUCCAUCGUGUACGCCACCGAGAAGAAGCAGACCAAGGUUGAGUUCCCAGAAGCCCGGAUUUACGAGGAGACGUUGAACAUCCUGCUUUACGAAGCCCAGGACGGGCGAGGGCCGGACAACGCGCUGCUGGAGGCCACUGGGGGGGCCGCCGGCCGCUCCCACCACCUGGAGGAGGACGAGGAGCGAGAGCGCAUCGAUCGGGUCCGCAGGAUUCACAUCAAGCGCCCAGACGACCGGGCUCACCUCCACCAGUGAAGGCGGCCCCGCUCGGCUCCGGGUCCAGAAAUCUCCGUCCAGCCUCCUAACUUAUAUCCCGCGAGACCCUCUCAACUGUUACUUUAAAAAACGAGUUUUAAGAGUAUUUGACAAAGUAGUUCUGUCGUUAAAGUCCAGGAGGUGUCCAGCCUCCCUGCGGCCCUGAGGUUCCAGUCAACACUUCUUAAAAUCCAGCUGGCUUCACCUCGGAGAAAGGAGGCGUCCCUGUCUGGUGCUCGACAGCUGGGUUCUACGGAGGUGCUGCUGCUGCUGAUUCGCCCGGCAGUCCAGUGUUCGAGGAGGAGGGGGCCGCUCUGCUGCAGACCGAGACUACCCUCUCUUCCAAAAAGGUUUCGUGUAAGAAAGGAAGGGCGUCUUACUCUGAUGAAAUCUGCGGCAGACUCUGGCUUCUUUGCUUGACGCGAGAGCCAUGUUUCCCUUUCCUUGGAGUCAAGCCCAGUCGAGUUCUUCUCCUUUGGGGUGCUGGAUUUCUUCUAAUAGAAGGGUCAGGAGCCGGGGAGUGGUCAAGGUUUGUUUCAGCGAAGAAGCCAGCGGGCCUCAGCCACAAGGGCUUGAGAAAGCCGCAGCUCUGCCCAACUCUCAACUUUCCUCGCUUCUCUUUCUCCUCCUAUUUCCCAUUUGGGGGGGGUCCCCACGUGACCCCCACCACGUUGCCUUAAGCCCUCCCCUCUCCACCCGCUAACCGUCGGCCGAAUCUCCUGCCGUGUGCUUGUGUGUGUCUGUGUCCAUCUGAGGGACGCUGUUUCCUAUUCUAGGCAGACUUAAAAUUAUCCAGUUUGCCACACGCAGCUGCAGUCAGGCAAGCCCUGCUCAUUUCGGCGGUGGCAGCAGCCCAUGUCUUGAGAGCCAGUGUGGUGUCGUGGUGAAGUGCGUGGACUUGAA